ACUCUUUUUACUCUUAGCUGUCAUAUGCUACCCAAGCCAUCCUGUCUCUAAAUGUCAAUUCUGUGUGUGGCAAUGUGUGUUCUUAUCUCAUUACUGAUCUGGGAAUCAUAGAAUCUUAGAUUUAGACAAAACCCUAAGAUGUAAGUCACUGUCUAAAAUAUUGGAUAGGUUAUAAAUAUGGGGGGGGGGUACAGAAUAAUGAGUUGUCUUUCAAAAGAUGCAGUUAAUGACUACAUUAUAGAAAAUGUUCAGAGCAUGGCCCCUAUAUUUGUCUUUCAAAAUCAAGUCUUAUUAGAAUCAUUCCAUGCCCAUUUGUUCACAUGUUGUCAGCGGUUUUGUUUUGUGCUACAAUGACAGAUGAGCAGUUGUCAUGCAAAUUACAUAGCUGACAAUGCCCAAAGUAUUUGGUGUGUGGCCCUUCACAGAGAAAGUGCCAGUCCCUGAUUUAAACAGUUAAAAACCUAUUCCUGUAAUGUAACUCAUUUCUUCUAGCUUAGCAUCUUGUGUGAAGUGAAAGCAAUGGAAGGUUCCUCUAGUCUACAAAGACCAGCCUGUUGUGUUCAUUGGUUUUCACUUUAUUUUUAAAAUUAUUUCUGCUUAAUCACUCUGAAGGGCUAGGAAUGAGGCUCGGUUUGCGGAGUGCCUGACUAGCAUGCAUAAGGUUCAUCCCCAAGAUGCCAUAUUCCAGAUAUAGUAGCACACCCCUGUAAUCCCAGGAGCUCAGGCAAGAGAAUCACAGGUUCAAGGCCAACUGCUUCAAGGGUAGCAAGACCAAAGGAGUCUCUGUCUCCAAAAUAGACAAACAAAAAUUACAAAAUAUCAGACUGGGGUGAUGAGGCCAUUUCUUCCUCCUUCCUUGUCUUUGCUCCUCUCAGAGCUUCCAGCAGUGCCAUGUUGGGCCAGAGUAACCAGAGGUUCACCACCUCUGUGGUCUGUCGCAGCCACUCUGAGGAGGGUCUGGGGAAGAAUUUGCCAUUGUCCAUGGGAAACAAGUGGUGGUUCCUGGCUAUGGUGAUUGUGAACCUUGGGUCCAUAUUUGCUGCUCCUUCCUUAUGGUAAGGUACCAGCUACUUAAAAAAUAAGGAUGUUUAGUCCAUCCCUUUAACAGCAUGAAGAGUGUUUAAGAGAUGUGAUCUGAAAACUGGAUUAAACUCUUGAACUCUUAUACUAGAUGCAAUUGUAAACAAACUAGUGAAAUAAAUACUUAAU
This is a messenger RNA of Acomys russatus (golden spiny mouse), 1209 nucleotides long. RefSeq names its product cytochrome c oxidase subunit 7C, mitochondrial-like. The record is from RefSeq and is a predicted model, not a curated record. The transcript has a single exon. The coding region runs from base 892 to 1059 and encodes 55 amino acids. Gene Ontology annotation, biological process: mitochondrial electron transport, cytochrome c to oxygen. Lineage: Eukaryota; Metazoa; Chordata; Mammalia; Rodentia; Muridae.